UUUCUCAAAAAAGACAGCCGGAGCCGAGAGGGAGGAGACGCUGACUCAAAAGUAACACUCCGAGAGCUCCACCCCUUAGACUCUUUCUCUCUUUCUCCUCUCUCUCUCUGCACCUCAAAAGCCAGCAUCUUCUUCGAUCUUCCAUGCCCAUUUCCCCAAUCUCAGCUGACUAGCCAAUCAUGGGCUGCACCCAGUCCAAGAUCGAGAACGAAGAAGCGGUCUCCCGCUGCAAAGAUCGCAAGCUCUUCAUGAAAGAAGCGGUCUCCUUCCGUAACGCCUUCGCCGCCGCCCACUCCUCCUACGCCAUCUACUUGAAGAACACCGGCGCCGCCUUAAGCGACUACGCCCAGGGCGAGGUGGUGGGCCCACACCCGCCCCAUUUACAGUCCCACCAGCCCAAUUUAGCCUCCGCCGCCGCCGUUGGCGUCCCCGCCCCGCCUCCUUUUGUGGAUACUUUUCCUCCGCCGCCUCCGCCGCUCCCUAGCUUCUCCAACUCCCCUUUACAGCGCGCCGCCAGCAUGCCCGAAAUCAAACCUGACCCCAAGCCCCGGCCCAAGUCCAAGCCCAAGACCAUCAUUGAGGGGGACGAGGAUGAUGAUGAUGAGGUGAUUGAGAAUAGCGAGAGCUUGAUGCGUAGGACUAGCAGGGGCAGCCGGGGCAAGAGAGGGGUUGUGGAGAAUGAUCACAAUUUGGAUGGUCCACCGCCAGUGUCAUCUCCGGCACCGCCGGUUUCGGUGGAGAGCCGGACGGUGCCGCCGCUGCCGCAGCAUCGAGACAGCCCUUAUGACUUCUUUUUCUCAGUGGAGGACAUGCCGGCGUCGACGCUGGCCGACGCCGAAGAGAUUGAGCGAAAGGUGUAUGACGAAAGGCCGCCGACGAGAGAAGAGAGUAUUGAAGAGGAGGAGGUGUUCGAAGAAAGUCCGAAGAGAGUGGAGAAGGACGAAGAGGAGGAGGUGGAAAGGAGUCCGAAAGUUGAGGAGGUUGUGGCGGCUCCUCCGCCUCCGGUGGUGGAGGAGGUUCCCGGUGGGUCCACUGGAAAGAGCCUGAAGAAGGCGAAGGCGGCGGUGCCAAAGGGGACUGUGAAUAUGCUGCAGAUAUUUAUGGAACUUGAUGACCAUUUUCUCAAGGCUUCGGAGAGUGCCCAUGACGUUUCCAAGAUGUUGGAGGCCACCCGGCUCCACUAUCACUCCAAUUUUGCUGAUAAUCGAGGGCACAUUGAUCACUCUGCUAGAGUGAUGCGUGUUAUCACAUGGAAUCGGUCUUUUAGAGGAUUGCCAAAUGUAGAUGACGGCAAGGAUGAUUUCGACUCAGAAGAGCAUGAAACUCACGCUACCGUCUUGGAUAAGUUGUUGGCUUGGGAGAAAAAGCUAUACGAUGAAGUCAAGACAGGUGAGCUUAUGAAAUAUGAGUACCAAAAGAAGGUUACCUCGCUGAACAGGCUGAAGAAACGAGGUACUAACUCUGAAGCAUUGGAGAAAGCAAAAGCAGCUGUAAGUCAUCUGCAUACAAGGUACAUUGUUGACAUGCAGUCCAUGGAUUCAACAGUAUCAGAGAUAAACUCUUUACGAGAUGAACAAUUAUACCCAAAACUUGUUCAGCUUGUCGAGGGGAUGGCUAGUAUGUGGGGAACAAUGCGAGCUCACCAUGAGACCCAAUCGAAGAUUGUGACAGCACUCAGGUCGUUGGAUAUCUCCCAAUGUCCCAAGCAUACAAGUGAGCACCACCAUGAGCGCACAAUACAGCUGUUUGGUGUUGUGCAAGGGUGGCAUGGUGAGUUUGAGAAGCUUGUGAGUCAACAAAAGGAGUACAUAAAAGCCCUCAACAAUUGGUUAAAACUUAAUCUCAUCCCCAUUGAGAGCAACUUGAAGGAGAAGGUUUCUUCCCCUCCAAGAAUUCAACGACCCCCUAUUCAGGAACUCCUCCUUGCUUGGCAUGACCAUCUAGAGAAACUUCCAGACGAUGUUGCAAGAAUGGCGAUACACAACUUUGCUGCUGUAAUUAAUACUAUUAUGAUUCACCAAGAGGAAGAAAUUAAAAUGAAGGAGAAAUGUGAAGACACCAGGAAAGAACUUUCCCGCAAGGCCAGACAAUUCGAAGACUGGUACAAUAAAAAUAUGCACAAGACCAUACCGGACGAAGGAGAUACAGAUAGGCCAGAAGGCCACACUCGAAGUGAUGUGGUUGCAGAAAAGCAGUUUGCAGUGGAGACAGUGAAGAAGAGGUUAGAAGAGGAGGAGGAAUCGUAUGAACGGUUAUGCCUUCAGGUGAGAGAGAAGUCGAUCGCAAGUCUUAAAACUCGCUUGCCAGAACUCUUCGGGGUGUUGUCGGAUUUUGCCUAUUCUUGUUCAGAGAUGUACAGAAGCUUGAGGUCCAAAUCACCACAUAAUCCAAGUGAGAGCUCAGUAAGAGAAUAGGUUUGUAUCUAUAAUAUGCCCAUUUAUUUUUGUUUAAAUGAUUUUUUUUCCUACUUAUACGUUUAAUUGUAUCUAUUAGUAACUUGUAAGCUUGUGCAAUUUUCUUAUGGGACAAAGCCCUCAAAACCAUAUACAUAAAGUUGUUUCAAUAUAUAUUGAGAAUUGAGAAACAAUUCUCUCUCGUUGC
This is a messenger RNA of Malus domestica (apple), 2601 nucleotides long. RefSeq names its product protein ROLLING AND ERECT LEAF 2-like. NCBI's taxonomy places the organism in Eukaryota, Viridiplantae, Streptophyta, Magnoliopsida, Rosales, Rosaceae. The record is from RefSeq and is a predicted model, not a curated record.